This is a messenger RNA of Stegodyphus dumicola, 4698 nucleotides long. Its product is annotated as EEIG family member 2. The record is from RefSeq and is a predicted model, not a curated record. Lineage: Eukaryota; Metazoa; Arthropoda; Arachnida; Araneae; Eresidae.
CUUCAGUAGUAGCGAUUCGUAUGAGUUUAUUUUUGAGAAAUUAGCAAAUAUGCCUUUAGAAAGUCCUUAAAAACUUCCAUUUAAAAUUUUAUAUUUUACGACGAAGAAAACAGUUUUCCAGAAGAUGUUAAAAAAAUGCGCUAAAUUUAUCUUCGAAUAUCUUUGAUAAAAUGUAAAUCUGUCAUUGUCACAAUUGUGUAGGCUUGAGGAAAUUUCAAAUCUUGUAUUAGUUUCCUGUAUUCGAUGUUUUGUAAAUAAUUCCUGAUCUGUUCUACAAAAUGAUUUUGCAAAUUUAAGUGCAAAGUAAGAAUGUCUUUCAUGUUAAAGAAAAAGAAGUACAAGUUUAAAGUAGAUCUUGUUUUACAAGAACUAUCUGCUGUUCCAUUUGUAAAUGGAAUCCUUUUUGCAAAAAUCAGGCUUGUAGAUGGGGGAACUUUCACUGAAUCAUCUCAAAAGCAAGAGGUAAAGAACAAUUGUGUCAAAUGGGAUACAAAAUUUCAGUUUGGUUGCAAAAUGACUGCUAAUGCAAGUACUGGUGUAUUAGAGCCAUGUAUAUGUAGGGUGUCUGUACGAAAGGAAAUAAGAGGUGGCCGAUCAUUUGAAAAGCUGGGCUUUGCUAACAUGAACCUUGCGGAAUUUGCUGGAGCUGGUCUCACAUCCCGCAGGUAUCUUUUAGAAGGCUAUGAUUCAAAACACAGGCAAGAUAAUUCGAUGCUUCAAAUCACCAUAGAGAUGUUUCUGUUGGCUGGUGAUCCUUGUUUUAAAACCCCUUCAGUUCGUGCUGUUGCACCUCUUCGAGACAAGCCUCAGAUCCAGUUGCCUGCUGAUAAAAAAGGUGAAGAUUACAGUGGGGAUAGCUUAGCAAGUGGUAGCAGUGGCUUCGGCAGUCUACCACGAAAACAAAGGCCAAAUUUGCUGUCUUCAGAACUGGUUACGGGGUCAAAUGAUGAGAAAUCAAAAGAGGAUGAUCAUGUACCUGAGUUUGAACGAGGUCAUUCUCGGAAUUCUAGCUAUGCCAGCCAGCAUUCGAAAGCAUCAGGCUAUGGCAGUUUAGCAUCUCAUUCUCGGCAAAGUAGUGCAGAAUCUGGCCACCAUAGGAAUCCUAGUUCAAGUUCUACUUUCAGUGAGUUAUGUCUUGCGGGUGUUCCUAAAGCUCCAGAUAGAAAGAGGCCGUCAAAAAAACAAAUGUCAGAUGAAGGCCGAAUGGAUUCUACUAGAGUCAGUGCAAAAGAAGUAAUUAAUGAAGUCAUUGAAGCUACAAACCUUGAGCCUGAUGAUUCUAUGGAAUCACCCGGUCUUAUAUUAUUUAUAAAGAAUGAUGGCACACCGGCUUUAAGCUCUCAUGAACUACCUGAUUGUCCUUCUGGCCACUUUGAUCAAGUAGUAAUUGCUCAUAGGUAGCAAUUGAAUCAAGUGAUUCACUACUGAAGCAGUUUUGUGUCUCAGAGAUUAUCUUCUGUUACAAACAGUUGCUUAGAAUUCUAUCAGUUGUUGUCUAAUAAAUUUUGUUAAAUCAGGAUUAGAAAUUUUAAAUGAAAUCCUUAUACCUGUAUAAAACGUAGGAAUAUCUUUUAUAUAUGAGAAAUGUAAUUGAUAAUGCUGUUCAUCUAAUUAAACAUUUUAAUAUUCUUUUGUUUUGUGAAUAUCGACCAGGCUUAAAAUAUAAUUGUUUUAUAAUGUAUUUUGAAUUUCAGUCCUUGUUUUUACUUUUUAUAUUUUAUACUGAUUAUAAGGAGCUGUUUUAAAACUUGCCUCUAACUUAGUUCAAAAUGUGUGAUAAUUUUCUUGCUUUUGAACAAAUUAUUGUGUUUGUCAAAUGUGUAAAAUUUUUUGUUUAAAUAAUGUAUUUAAAUUCUGUGCAUAAUUAUUACUUCAAAUAAAUUGAAAUAUAUCAUAGGCACCAUACCAAAGCCAUGAAUCUGUAUUUUACUUACAUGUUCCCUUUUUUUAAUGUUUUAAAAUAAAGAAAUGCAUAUUUUGUGAUAUGCUUGUACUUGAAUUAUUAUUUAGAAGAUAUUACAUGAUUUUUCUUAUGAUAAAGCACUUGCAUAUCUUUAACCAAUUUUUUCAAAAGAGUAGUUUUUUAGAGUCAUUGUUUUGGCAUGAUGCAGGUGAUAUAUAUAUUGAGAGAGAGAGCUGUCAGUGUUUGUAUAUAAAAGAAAUUUAUAUUAAUUUUUCCUUACAAGAGUAAAAUUCAGCAGAACUUAUUUGAAUGGAUAUAACUGUUCUUAAAAUAGCUUAUAGAAAUUUUUAUAUAAUUAUUGUAACUUUGAUGUAAAUUGUAAUACAUUUAUAUUUUUAUAACAGUAGUGUGUGUUAUUUUUGUUUAUUUCAUUAUUACUUAAUUAUUUGUAAGACACAUUGUUGUUAAUUUAGAAAUAGUGUGCAAGUAGAAAUUGCUAAUUUAUUUAGAAGAAAAAUUCUAAGUGUUACAGCAACUUUUGUAAUUCAGAAAAAUGACUCCGAGGAAAUUCCUCUGUUGAAUGCAUAUUUUUUUUUUUUUAAUUUGUAUUUUUUGCUUAUUGUUGUUGUAAUUGAAUAACAGUAUUAAUUUAUCACUGAAAUAUUACUUCCAAUGGCCUCUAUUUGUUGAUUAAACUAUGUAAGAAACUUUUUGAGGGAAAAGGAAAAAAAAAAAAUGUUUUUUUAAAUAAGGUUUUAGGUCAAGAAUCGAACCUAAUCUUCCAUUUCAGAAUUCACACUUUUCAUUAUGUCAUCUUCAGAGUUGCAAGUUUUGUAUAAGAAUACUGUCAAAUGGGCUGUCUUCAUGCAUAUAGAAUAUGUAGGAAUUUAUCAGCAAUUGCAAAAUUCUCAUCGACAUACAUAUGCAAACAGUAAACACAAAAUUCAUAGUGUUUCUUUCCAUUUUUAAAGAAAUGAAAGUUUUUCUAAUCAUCUGUCUAGAGAUAUGUCAUGAUUUAGGCAGCUAUCUAAGGCAAUACGCCUUUUUGGGGGGAGAGAAAAAAUAAAAGAUCUCUGAAAUUAGACUGUCAGUUUUCAGUAAUUGUAUUUGUAAUAGAUAAAAAGAAAAAAGUUUUAGAUAAAAUGUGUUAAAUUUUAAAUGACUAAUAAAGCAACCAAAAAGAAACAGCUGAUAUAAUGAGAAACUGUUUUUAUUGUGGGUAAGCAUAGUUAAAUUUUAAUGUAGUCUUACAUAAUAUUGAAUUUUUAAAAAAAAAAGGGGGGAAGGCUAAAUCAAAAUAUGUUUUAGUGUUGAAUAAUUUGAAUUACCUAAAAGAUUAAUGUAUAAAUUUAAGAUGUUUAAUUUACAAAAAAAGCAUCCUAAAUAAGAAAACAAUUUUUAGCAUUUCAUGGGCAUUAAAAUUUUGAAAUAUCUUUCUGGUUUCUCUUUUCCUUUGCAAUAUGUUAUUUAAUUUACAAAAACAUCGCAUUAUAUUUCAUGUUACACUGCCUUAUCAUCAUUUUUACGUAUGACUCAUUAGCAUAUUUAAUGGGACUUGAGGAUCUCAUUAAGUGUCCUUUGUAAUACAAUUUCUUAUGAAUUUAAUGUUGUAUUUUACUAAUAGACUGGAUUUAUGUGGAUAGCAUAGCAAAUGUUUGAAAAUUAGGAACAUCCUUAAAAGAUUGCCAUUUCCCAUUUUUUAAUUCAAAGCUGUUCAUAGGACUCAGUUACUUCCUUUUCUGCUCAGUGUGUACCCUAAGAAACAAAUUUAAAGGGAGUUUAAACAGAGAUAAAGCAUUUUAAUUCAUGCAUCCUAGUAAGUGUAUGCAAAUUCUGUUUAAAUAUCUGGUGUUUGUUAUUUUUUGUGUUUUUAUUGAAUCUUCAUGCUUUAAAACAGAUCUGCUUUCUCCCCCCCCCAUUUUCGAAGUCCUCCCAUUUCAUAGCAAUGUUCUAAUUUAGAUUUACAGGAAAAAAACGCAUUGCAAAAUUGCUCAAAUUUAAUUGUAGAUCCAUGACAAACUUCCAUUCAUUUUCAGUCUAAGUUUUUAGCUCAAGUUUGUAUCAAUGAAGUAAUUUUUAGGUUUUGCUGUGAAUAACUGCACAUAUUUCAUUUGUACUUCCAGAUAUUUAUUGAGUAUUCAUAAGUAAUGUUUUAUACGUUACACACAUAUUUCUUCAUUGACUUUGUGUUAGAAUGACCCAUUCCUUAUUAUGAAAAUAAAGGAUGGUAUAAAAUAGGUGUUUCCACUUUAUAUUUUUAAUACUAGGUGUAGUAUUAAAAUCAUUUUUAAAAAAAAAAAAACUAAUUGUUGCUGUGAAUAUUUUCUAAAAAUUUGUGUGCACGUCCUAUUCUGUACUUAUGUGCCAUGUUAUACUUGUAUUGUUCCUCUUGAUGUUAAUCCAUGUUUGAUACUGAAUUUAUUACUUGUUUAAAGAAACUGGCUUGCAAUACUGUAUUUGUAAUCUUUUAAAUGUGGAGUUUAAAAUAAUUUUGAAAUGGGAAAGUUAAAAAAAAUAGUUAAUAUUAAAUCUAGUUUGCUUUUAUAAAACUGUUUCUGAAUUUUAAUCAUUGCAGUUUGAAAUUUUAGAUUUUUAAUUCUUGCAUAAAGAAGAUUUUGUUUUUAAUUUUAUAUGAUACCUAAGUAAUAUAACUUGUCUUGUCAAAUCUUGAAUAAAUGAAGCAUUUGCAUUAUGCUAAACAAUAUCCAUAAGGUUAUUUGUAUUUAUUUCUAAAUCAGCAGCUCCAUGAAAAUACUUGGAAUGAACUUUAAAAAAUAAAUAGGUUGACAAGUACA